Diorhabda sublineata is the source of this 3107-nucleotide messenger RNA. RefSeq names its product cullin-1. Gene Ontology annotation, biological process: protein ubiquitination; SCF-dependent proteasomal ubiquitin-dependent protein catabolic process. The transcript has 12 exons. The coding region runs from base 457 to 2781 and encodes 774 amino acids. The record is from RefSeq and is a predicted model, not a curated record. Gene Ontology annotation, cellular component: SCF ubiquitin ligase complex. Lineage: Eukaryota; Metazoa; Arthropoda; Insecta; Coleoptera; Chrysomelidae. Gene Ontology annotation, molecular function: ubiquitin protein ligase binding.
AAUCUAUAUAAUAUUAUAUAUAGUGUAAAGAAAUAUUUUUAAAGUGAUUUUGGGAUAAAAAUAACAGCUUUCGCGGUAUUUCCGCAAUCGAAUGUUUUAUUGAAUUAAUUAAUUCGAUGACAGUAAUGACAGAUGACUAGCUGUCAGUUGUAUGUCAUUUUUGGUGAUUGUAAAAUUGUACAAUUGAAGAAAAAUCAUAAAAUUCAUAGAAUCUUAUAUUUUUUGUAAAUUUAUAGUUCUUCGUUAUAAUCCACAGUUGUAAAUACUAAUGAAAUUUUUGUUAUGUUAUAAUUAGAUGGGAUACUGGAUUAUUUGAGGCAUGUAAAAUAUAUUAUUUUUAUUCUAACGUUCGAUCAUCAUCCAGUUAUAGUUUUUUUUGUGGUUAUGCACGUCGCGUAAUUUAUUUAAGGGCUUAAAGUUACGUAUUGUGACGCUAUAACAUCCAAUACUAAGGAAAUGUCUAGUAAGAGCUCCCUAAGUAGCAAUACGUCUGUUUUAAAACAGUUCGACCUCGAUCAGAUAUGGGGCGAUUUGCACGCUGGUAUUCAACAAGUAUACAACAGAGAAACGAUGCAUAAAUCACGCUAUAUACAAUUAUAUACUCACGUUUAUAAUUAUUGCACGUCAGUACAUCAUCCGAAUAAUGGAAGGUCUUCGGCGAGUUCUGCUAUGAAAGGUAAAAAGCACCAAGUCGGGGGAGGUGCCCAGUUAGUUGGAUUGGAACUCUACAAGAGACUAAGAGAAUUUCUUAGGAAUUACCUCGUAUCGUUACUAAGUGAUGGAUUACAUCGAAUGGACGAAGAUGUUCUUAAAUUUUAUACUAAUCAAUGGGAGGAUUAUCAGUUUUGUAGUAAAGUACUUGACGGAGUUUGUGCAUAUCUCAAUAGACAUUGGGUGAAAAGGGAAUGUGAAGAAGGUAGAAAGGGCAUUUAUGAAAUAUAUCAAUUGGCUCUUGUUACUUGGAGAGAUCACCUAUUUAAACAAUUAAACAAAGCGGUGACUAAUGCAGUUUUGAAGUUAAUUGAAAAAGAAAGAAACGGAGAAACCAUUAAUACGCGUUUAGUGUCUGGUGUUAUAAAUUGUUAUGUAGAAUUAGGUCUUAACGAAGAAGAACCUGGUGCGAAGGGGCCUAAUUUGAGUGUGUAUACUGAUAGUUUUCAGAACGUAUUUUUGGAGGAUACUGAAAGGUUUUAUACUAGGGAAAGUACGUCGUUUUUAUCUGAAAAUCCAGUUACGGAAUACAUGAAAAGGGCGGAACAAAGACUUUUAGAAGAACAAAAGCGGGUGCAAGUUUAUCUUCACGAAGCAACUAGUCUUCGGUUAGCCGAAACCUGCGAACGAGUCCUCAUUCAAAAACAUCUCGAGCUUUUCCAUUCGGAAUUUCAACAACUUUUAGACGACGACAAAGACGCCGAUCUUGGUAGAAUGUACAAUUUGGUAGCUAGAAUUCCGAACGGUUUGGGCGAACUGAAGACUCUAUUAGAACAACACAUAGCAGCGCAAGGUUUGGCCGCGAUAGAACGAUGUGGAGAUAGCGCGGUAAAUGAUCCAAAAGUUUACGUAAACACGAUAUUAGAAGUGCACAAAAAGUACAACGCCCUAGUUUUAGUUGCGUUUAGUAAUGACAGCGGGUUCGUAGCGGCCCUAGAUAAAGCUUGCGGUAGAUUUAUAAAUGCUAACGCUGUGACAAAGCAAGCGAAUUCGAGCAGCAGGUCACCUGAAUUGCUCGCCAAGUACUGUGAUCUUUUGUUAAAAAAAUCUAAUAAAAAUGCUGAAGAGGCCGAACUCGAAGAUACUUUAAAUCAAGUGAUGGUAGUUUUCAAAUACAUAGAAGAUAAAGACGUUUUUCAAAAAUUCUAUAGCAAAAUGUUGGCGAAACGGUUAGUGCAACAUAUGUCGGCUAGUGAUGAUGCCGAAGCUUCGAUGAUCUCAAAACUAAAGCAGGCCUGUGGAUUUGAGUACACAUCGAAACUUCAAAGAAUGUUCCAGGAUAUUGGAGUUUCGAAAGAUUUAAAUGAACAAUUUAGAAAUCACUUAGUUAAAUCAAACGAAUCAUUAGGAAUAGAUUUUACUAUUCAAGUAUUAUCGUCGGGGUCUUGGCCUUUUCAGCAAUCUUUUACUUUUGGAUUGCCUACAGAGCUGGAGAGAAGCGUCCAUAGGUUUACAAAUUUUUAUUCGGGUCAGCAUUCUGGGAGAAAAUUGAAUUGGUUGUAUAAUAUGUCGAAAGGUGAAUUAAAUACGAACUGUUUUAAAAAUAGGUAUACUCUACAAGCCAGCACUUUUCAAAUGGCCGUAUUAUUACAAUAUAACGUAGCAGAUUCAUGGACAAUAUCUCAGCUCGAGGAAAACACGCAAAUCAAAAACGACUUCCUUGUACAAGUUAUACAAAUAUUACUUAAGGCCAAGUUACUCAAUUGCGACGACGACGAGAACGAACUCACUCUAAAUUCAACCGUUUCUCUAAAUCUAGGAUUUAAAAAUAAAAAACUCCGCGUCAAUAUCAACAUACCGAUGAAGACGGAAUUGAAAUUAGAACAAGAAACAACUCACAAACAUAUUGAGGAAGAUAGAAAAUUAUUAAUACAAGCUGCUAUAGUUCGAAUAAUGAAAAUGAGAAAAGUUUUGAAACACCAACAACUCGUCGCAGAAGUCUUAAAUCAACUUUCUUCUAGGUUCAAACCGAGGGUUCAUAUUAUUAAGAAAUGUAUAGACAUUCUAAUUGAAAAAGAGUAUUUGGAAAGGACCGAUGGACAAAAAGAUACCUACAGCUAUCUGGCAUGAUUCAAAAAUAGUGUGGAAUGAUAAAAUAAUUUAUAUUUUCUUUGUAUUUUUUUUUGCCUAAUUGAAACAAAGUUGUGACUGUGGAAACUGUGGCGUGUAUAAUAAUUACUGUAAAUAUCUAGGAUUUUAAUUUGAAUCUUUAAAAAAAAAUGGAAACCCGCUAAAUUAAACAGUUAUAUUGUCAUGUUUUCAUAACGAUUCUUAUUGUUAUUUCUCUUGUUCGUGAUAUUUUUUUUAGAAGAAACGAAACACGCGUUCACCUGCGGAAUUUCAUAAUAUUCAUCGAACAGUUGAUUACUUUCAAAAAUAAAAAUGUAUAAUAUUUA